This is a messenger RNA of Ostrinia furnacalis (Asian corn borer), 2855 nucleotides long. RefSeq lists its product as uncharacterized. The record is from RefSeq and is a predicted model, not a curated record. The coding region runs from base 160 to 1752 and encodes 530 amino acids. Lineage: Eukaryota; Metazoa; Arthropoda; Insecta; Lepidoptera; Crambidae. The transcript is spliced from 10 exons.
UACAGGGUUUUGUCUAUGGUCAUAAAAAAUCCAGUCAAACAGGAUAGCAGUGUUAAAUUAAUUUAUUUUUAGCGUUGUAGUUUGUUAAGUUUAUUUUAAGAUACGUAAAUCGUUUUACUAUGUAAUGCAAGUUAUGUAGUUUAGUGUGAAAAUCUAAACAUGGCUCGGCAUUUUGCGAUUAUGGAUAUUUUGGUGACUUCGUCAGCGGUGGUGUUUUUGUUGGGUGUAUGUGGUGUUAAUGGGGACUAUUCGGUGAGGUGCAGCAACGUUACCAAAGCCAAACCGACGCUGCAGCCAUCUAAAGAUGGUGUGAAGGCGCGCUACAUCUUGGAGUGGUGUACAGACGCCAACGCUAACGAUACCGUGUGGAAUUAUGAGCUUACCUACCCCGAGCCUAAGAACAGAUUUUCCAUACACACGAGCUGUUCUGAGUUGCUGAACUGGACAGAGCCCUUGGCCUGCAGUUCUGUAUGUCUAUCAACAGUCCUGGACUUGAUAUUCAAAGCGAACUACUCUCUCAAGAGCUGGUUCCCUGGCCGCGGGUCCUUCGGCGCGUACUCGCGGUUCAACAUCGUUAAUGAUUAUCGCAGAGAAGACUUCUCCAACACAAAUAUCAAAGGAAGUGAUAUCAAUCAUGGGGACUACACAUCUGUAUAUUUCUACACUGAAAACAUCCCUGCUACAAAAUACAUACUGACGCUGUGCCAAGGCUUCGAUAAAGAUCAUGGGCUUGAGGAGAGGCAAUGCCGCGUGGUGACAGACAAGUGCGGCACGCCGCACUCGCUGUACGAGGUGGAGUGCCGGCUGCGGCUGCGCGCCGGAAACUACACCGUCGGGCUGGAGUUCGACACCGCGUGGGCGCGCGGCAGCUUCGUGCACAAGCGGUACCACGCCAGGAACAUAUCGGUGGUUAACCUAUCAGCGGCCACGGUAUCCAACGGCGACGGCGCGGGCGCGCGCACAGCGUUAGUCUGGGCGUGCGCGGGCGGCGCGGCGCUGUGCGUCGGCGCCGGUCUGCUGCUGUUGGCGUUGCGGUGCCGCCGCGCCCGACACUUCCGCAAGCACGUGCUGCGCGAGUGGCUGCACAGGGAGGAGACCAAGCAAGCGGCGCCUGAGUCGCCCGCGCCCGGCCCGAUCCUUCUGCUGUAUGCGCGGGAGUGCGCGGCCGCCGAGCCCGUCGUCGCCGCUCUGAGUGCGCUGCUCGAGACCGUCGCCCCGGGACAGGUAUACGACAUAUGCAGUGCUGAGACACUGGCACUAGCGGCGAGCGGCGGUCCCCAUUGGCUGCGAGGCGUUAUGGCGCAACCUACUGCAAGAGUAGUACUGCUGCAGACGCCGGCGCUGCAAGCGCUGCAUACCCCGCGAAUUGUAAUGGAGUCGGGAGUGCCUAAAUUGGAACAGCCUCUCCUAUCCAGCCGCGCUGUAUACCGCGAGCCGGCGGCGGGCGAUUGGCUGCUGCAGUUCGCGCUACGAGCAUUGGCAGAGACCACCGCACCUGGAACUGUGCCCUACAAGAAGUACUACCUGGCCACCCUGGAAGGCCUGGAGACCGAAGCCCUGCCCUACACGGUGCCCUUCCGUCGCUACGUCCUACCGCGGCACGCUGCGACCCUACUACACGACCUACUUCCAUCCCAAGAGCCUGCGCACACGCCGCAUAUGGUGGACUCACUCGCGCGAGCUACGAUAGACUUCGUGGACUACGCGCGGGCACACCCGGACUAUCUUAUGGAGGAGCUGCUCAUCUUAUAACAAUUUUGGAAGUCCUCGCGAGACCGUCCAUUUCCACCGCUACGUAUUAUGAACUCCUCCCAUCCUAAGAGCCUGCGCACACGCCGCACAUGGACUCGCUACGGUAGACUUCGUGGACUAUGCGCACGCACAGGGAUUGCCUCAUGCAGGAGCUGGUCAUCUUAUAGCGACGUGAGUGCGGUUGGAUCCUACCUAGUCAUGCGGCGGCACGUCACGUGUAUUCCCUUUGUCCCCCACUGAUGAACAUUAGGAAAUUUUGUAUCGUUGGACAAUUUUUUCCCCGAUGUCUGCCAUUGAGGAACAAAUGUUAGGGGAUAAUGGGAAUACACUGCACGUCAUGCUAACCUUUAAGGUACAAGUUUGUAGUCGACUCCAUGCAGCAGCAGCAGACGACUUGUCGCCGGGAUACACUGGUCAUCAAAUACGAAGAACGAUAUUUAUUCGUGUUUCAAAUACUGGUUUUUAUCUCUAUAAAAUACCUUCAGAAUCAGACGUCAUAUCACUAAUGAAUAAAUCGUUACCCGUACCUGAAACAUGAAUAAAUGGUUCUCUUUAGAGACAAAAUAACGCCGCCUACGGUUUUAUUAAGAACACAAUUACUAGAGUUAUUCGUACUCUGAGAACAAGUGAAGCAACACUUCGUCUACUGCUGCUGCCUGGAAUCGGCUACGAAGUCAUACCUUAAUGAAUAGCGUGACUGACGCGCUGUGCCUAGUUCGGAUGUAUUGGUUGGUUACGUGGAGGGUGCAGUGUGGCCAAUGCUGAUUCUAGAGACGAAUGUUAACUUGUUUCCGUGUAAUAUACCCUAUAUUUAGGCUGAGUUGCACCACCUUAUUUUAACCGUAACAAUCACAAUAACCGGUGCUUUUUGUAUGGAGUUUGACAGAUUUUUGACGUUUGUCAAAGUUAAAGUAAGAUGAUGCAAUUCAGCCUUAGAAUAUACUACGGAAAUGACGCUAGAACAUACUUACUCUUACUGUGGUAGACAGAUCUCACAGAUAGUGUAUCAUUUAGUUAUCAUGUAGUAGUAUUUCACUACUAUAGUCUGGUCUGUGAGCACGUAGAAUUUUGUCCAAUGACCAUAGCUACCCAUCCUUAUCGCU